UGACGCCGACGAGUCGUCCGACUCGGAGGAUUACAGCCACCUAGAGUGGCUUGGCCCGUUGGUGCCCCUUAAGAAGGCGUGCACCGACGACGGAGAGUGGGGCACCGAGCCCCCACUCACUGUCUACAGCGCGGGACCGAGCUCCGCGUAUGGAGACGGGGACGACGCCUCCACUUCCAGCGACGAAGCCUCACAGGAGGGUGAGGACGUACUGGGCGCCAGUACGAAUGAGGAGGUGGAGGCGGAUGGCCUCGUCGAGCUCGUCGGGGAGACUGAGAGCAUCCUCAACGUAGCAGAGGGCCAGAGCUCUCUGGGUCGACCAGCCGCCAAUGCAGAGGAGCCCUUGGGGGCUCCACAGCAUGCAAGCGGUGCUGAUACCGAUUACGAAAGCCCAAAAAAACAAACACUAUUUAGCGGCGAGAACGUAGCCGCCAACCGCAACGACACUGUUGUUCCGAUGGCUUCCGCAGGGUCGAGUUCAGGAGCUAGCUCUAGUCACCACCAGGAGCAACAAGUCACUCUUGAAGUAGCUGCGCUGAUCGAGUUUCAUCAGGCCUAUGGAUUCCUGUGUAACAUGGUACCGGAGAGUCAACGCCCUCUCCGUUAUGACACACUAGAGGCUAUCAGGCAGGCCAAAGUCGGGAUUGAGGUCACUCUCCCUUCACGGAACUCGAAGAAAGCCAAAAAGCAUCUUCAAGAACUGAACGCGAUGCGGAAGGAAAAGGGGGAGAAGGAGCUAUCUAAGGAUGAGCUUGACUUAGACGAGCUCAUAGAGGAGCUCCACAUCUGCCGCGUUCCGUGGAGGGUGAAUAGGGGUGAGGAGGGCAACCACGAAUGGAUAGUCCUUGAAAAUCCAUGUCGCGCAGGAUUCAUAAACUCCGACGG
Messenger RNA from Acaulospora colombiana, 885 nucleotides. NCBI's taxonomy places the organism in Eukaryota, Fungi, Glomeromycota, Glomeromycetes, Diversisporales, Acaulosporaceae. The record is from the annotation of a GenBank genome assembly.